GGAGGCUGGUCGUGCGCCUGCGCCAAAUAUCACUAAUAAAAUUAUUCACUACUAAAAGACUAAUUACUACUGAUUAGUGUAAGAGGCAAGUUAUUGGGAUCUAUACGAAAUAGGAGAUGUUCGGUCAGAUAAUUAUCGGACCACCAGGAUCGGGGAAGUCCACUUACAGUUAUGGAUUGUACCAGUUUCUUUCGGCGAUCGGGCGGAAACUGGCUAUCAUUAACUUAGAUCCAGCUAAUGAUAACUUACCAUAUCAGCAAGAGGUGGCAUUGGAUAUACGAGAUUACAUAACGUUAGAAGAGAUUAUGGAGGAGUUGAACUUGGGACCUAAUGGUGGAUUAAUGUAUGCAUUAGAAAAUUUGGAUGAGGAAGGUGUUGAUGAGUUUAUUGCUCAGGUUAAUAAAUUAGUGGAUGAGCAGAAUUAUCUUAUAUUCGAUUGUCCUGGACAAGUUGAAUUAUUCACCCAUCACAAUUCCUUGUAUAAGAUAUUUAAGAAGCUUGUUAAGGAGAGCCGAUUGCGUCUCUGUGUAGUAUCACUUGUGGAUUCCAUAUAUAUUACUAGUCCUUCACAGUAUGUAUCGAUACUAUUAUUAAGUCUAAGAUCCAUGUUACAAUUAGAUUUACCCCAUGUUAAUGUAAUAAGUAAAAUCGAUAUGUUGAGACAGUACGGUGAGUUACCAUUCCGACUUGACUAUUAUACCGAAGUACAAGAUUUAACGUAUUUAACUCCUCAUUUGGAGAAGGAAUCCAACUCAGUACUUGGUCAAAACUAUGUGCGAUUGACGGAGUUAAUCGGAGAGCUUGUCCAAGAUUUCAAUUUGGUAUCAUUUGAAGUUUUGAGUGUAGAAAAUAAACGAUGUAUGAUUCAUUUACUUCUGGUAAUAGAUAAGGCUAAUGGGUAUAGUUUUGGUAGUGAAAUAGGAGGAGAUUUAAUUUGGAGUGAAGCUACUAGACAGGGAGGUCUACCAUAUGCCGACGUGGAUGUUCAUGAGAGAUGGAUAGAAUUUAAGGAUGAGUAUGAUAAGCAGGAAAGAGAGGAAGACGAAGAGUUGUUGAAGCAACAACAGCCACAACAGGAAAUACCACUUACAGAAGAUGAAGAGUAUGAGAAGUCGUUAGAGGAGUGGGAGAAUAGAAAAUAAAGGCCAACAGUAAUAGAGUAAUUAGAGUAGACUACGGUAAACUAGAGACGACUAUAGUGCAGACUAGAGACUAGUCUAAGAGAAUGCUGAGUAGUCUCAGUAGACUUCGGAUCAGAGUCUCAGCUGUGUCAGUAUAUAAUUAGGUUAAUCUCCGUAGUCUCAGUAACUACAUUGUACAUAGCAUCUCAUCGAGUACGAC
This is a messenger RNA of Scheffersomyces amazonensis, 1341 nucleotides long. Its product is annotated as putative GTPase. The transcript has a single exon. Lineage: Eukaryota; Fungi; Ascomycota; Pichiomycetes; Serinales; Debaryomycetaceae. The coding region runs from base 117 to 1142 and encodes 341 amino acids. Gene Ontology annotation, molecular function: GTPase activity. The record is from RefSeq and is a predicted model, not a curated record. Gene Ontology annotation, cellular component: cytoplasm.